This is a messenger RNA of Telopea speciosissima, 1645 nucleotides long. Its product is annotated as GATA transcription factor 8-like. The coding region runs from base 57 to 1241 and encodes 394 amino acids. Gene Ontology annotation, cellular component: nucleus. The transcript has 4 exons. Lineage: Eukaryota; Viridiplantae; Streptophyta; Magnoliopsida; Proteales; Proteaceae. Gene Ontology annotation, molecular function: zinc ion binding; sequence-specific DNA binding. The record is from RefSeq and is a predicted model, not a curated record. Gene Ontology annotation, biological process: positive regulation of DNA-templated transcription.
GAGACCACUAUCCUUGCGAGUUGCUCAUUUUUUAUUUCGAAGAGAGAGAGAGAAAGAUGAUUGGGUCGGGCUUUAUAGAUGAUCUAGACAAUGACCUAUGCGGAGAUUUCUUCGACCACAUCGACGAUUUGUUGGAUUUCCCUAUGGAGGACGUCGAGGUUGGUGGUGGACCUGGUGGUGGUUUUGGAGGGGAAUGUGACCCUUUCCAAGGUGCUUGCUGGCCUCCUACGGCAGACGCUUUGGCAGGUUCUACCUCCUCUGUUCUCUCUGGCAAAAAUGGCGACACCACUACUUCAGAACUUCCCACAGAGCUGUCUGUUCCGUACGAAGACAUUGCUCAGCUGGAAUGGUUGUCCAAUUUCGUCGAAGAUUCGUUUUCUGCCGGGAGCAUUAUCAUCGAUAAGGACUUGUCCUCCAUCGGCGGUAACAUCGUCAACAACGAGAACAGCAGCAACAAUGACAAGGACAACAAGGAUUCUCACCAGUUCCAGACGUCCAGCCCAGUCUCUGUUCUGGAGAGCAGUAGCUCUUGCUCUGGCGGUAACGGUAUUGGGAGUGGAAGUAGUAGUGGUGGGUUCAGGACUAUGCCUCUCAGCCCCGAGACUUUCGUGCCUGGGCGUGCUCGUAGCAAGCGUCCACGCCCUGCUACCUUCAACCCACGCAUACUCAUCUCCCUCAUCUCUCCAUCCUCCUCUUCUGCCACUGAGGACCCCUAUCCCCUCUCCACCUUAGAAUCCGCUUCCGAACUCGACAAUUACGUGGAGUCCUUUCCUGUGAGGAAGAUACAUUUCAAACCCAUUGCUGUUACUGCGACUGCUGCUACUGAACCGGACCAUUACCAGCAGCAGCAGCAGCAGAAGAAGAAGAAAAAGAAGUUGCCGCUGCCACAACCGUCUCCUACAUCAUCAGGUUCUGUAGGUUACACUGAUCAGCCCCCUCAGCCAGCGGCGGCUGUUAGGAAAUGCUUGCAUUGCGAGAUAACCAAGACUCCGCAGUGGAGAGCGGGACCCUUGGGCCCCAAGACCCUCUGCAAUGCAUGCGGCGUUAGAUACAAGUCCGGCCGGCUCUUCCCAGAAUACAGACCCGCCGCCAGCCCAACGUUCGUGUCGUCAUUGCACUCCAACUCCCACAAGAAAGUGCUAGAGAUGAGGGUCAAGUCUGAGUCAUCCUUCUCGCCUGCAACUACUCCAGGCACACCCGAAUUGGUGCCCAAUAACAACCCUUUGCUUGAUUACAUCUGAGGCGUAAAGAGAAGAAUGCAUCUCUACUCCGGGCCUACCAGUGGAAAUUCGCUCUCGUUUCGAUUGCCCUUUUGUGGGUUUUGUCUUUCUUUAGUUAGUUUCAUUUGUUUGUUCUUUCGUUUUUUGUAUAUAUAAUGGGUGAGAGGGGAACAUGGAUAGGAGCAAAAUGGAUGACCAUAUUCUUAGCGCUUAGGGUUAAAAAACAGAGGAAAAAGAAGGUAGACGACCAAUUCAGAAAGUUAGAGAAAGAGGUUAGGGGCAUUAGGGAAAUUAGUUUGUAGGUAUGUGCUUAGAUUAUCAGGUAUCAGCUAUUGAAAAUGUUUUUCUUUUGUUCAUUAAAUUUUUGGGAAUUCUUCUGUUUGGCAGUUGAUUUUGUUAUCAGAAAAAGGAUUCAUAGAACAUCC